Gastrolobium bilobum is the source of this 1119-nucleotide messenger RNA. Its product is annotated as short-chain dehydrogenase TIC 32 B, chloroplastic-like. Bases 20 to 1012 code for a protein of 330 amino acids. The transcript is spliced from 8 exons. The record is from RefSeq and is a predicted model, not a curated record. NCBI's taxonomy places the organism in Eukaryota, Viridiplantae, Streptophyta, Magnoliopsida, Fabales, Fabaceae.
UUGUAAAGCAGGGCAAUCCAUGAAGGCAACACUAAGGUACUUAGCAGGCAUAGCAGGCCCUAGUGGUUUUGGCUCAAAUUCAACUGCUGAACAAGUCACUGAAGAUUGCUCUUCCUGUCUUCCUUCCAAUCUCACCGCUCUUAUCACUGGUGCCACUUCUGGUAUUGGAGCUGAAACAGCUAGGGUGUUAGCAAAGAGAGGAGUGAGAGUUGUGAUUGGUGCGAGGGACUUGAGAAAGGCUAGAGAAGUCAGAGAGAAAAUCCAAAAGGAGAGUCCAAACGUUGAGGUUAUUCUGUUGGAGAUUGAUCUUAGCUCUUUUGCUUCUGUACAGAGAUUUUGUUCAGAGUUUCUAGCUUUAGAACUGCCCCUUAAUAUUCUCAUAAACAAUGCAGGAACAUACUCUCAAAACCUGGAGUUCUCCGAAGUGAAAAUUGAAAUGACAUUUGCUACGAAUUACUUAGGACAUUUUUUGUUAACAAAAAUGCUACUAGAGAAAAUGAUAGAUACUGCAAAGAAGACAGGCAUUCAAGGAAGAAUCAUAAACGUUUCUUCUGUGAUCCAUAGCUGGGUGAAAAGAACUGAUUUUUGUUUCAAAAACAUGCUCAGCGGAGAAAAUUAUAAUGGCACACGCGCAUAUGCUCAGUCAAAGUUGGCCAAAAUUCUGCAUGUGAAGGAAAUGGCCAGACAGCUGAAGGCAAGGAAUGCAAGGGUAACUAUCAAUGCAGUGCAUCCAGGUAUUGUGAAGACGGGAAUUAUUAGAGCACAUAAGGGCUUAAUAACGGAUUCCCUGUUUUUCAUUGCAUCGAAGUUACUGAAAUCGGUAUCACAGGGUGCAUCAACGACGUGUUAUGUUGCUCUAAGCCGACAAACAGAAGGGGUGAGUGGGAAGUACUUUAUAGAUUGUAACGAGAAUAACUGCUCAAGUCUAGCAAAUGACGAAUCGGAAGCUAAAAAGCUAUGGAACGACACCCAUGCCUUGCUUCACAAACGACUACGUCAAGCAGCACAUUGAAGUCUUUCUUCCCCCUUUUACCUACUAAUCUACACUCCGUGUGUAUAUGUGUAUAUAUAUAUAUAUAUAUAUGUGAUUAUCUAUUUACAUUAAGUGGCAAGCAUUAA